Molecule: messenger RNA, 642 nt
Organism: Helobdella robusta
Lineage: Eukaryota; Metazoa; Annelida; Clitellata; Rhynchobdellida; Glossiphoniidae
Exons: 5
Coding region: 1-642 (213 amino acids)
Biological process (GO): positive regulation of transcription by RNA polymerase II; negative regulation of transcription by RNA polymerase II; cell differentiation
Molecular function (GO): RNA polymerase II cis-regulatory region sequence-specific DNA binding; nuclear receptor activity
Source: RefSeq, a predicted model, not a curated record
AUGACGAUGAAUGAUGAUUUCAAAGAUGACAGCAAGGAAGACGAUCUCAAAAAAGUGAACAUUGCUGAGCUGAGUAUGAGACGAGUCAUAUCGAUGACGAAGCAGAUCGGUUCCUUCAGGUGCCUACCUCAGGAGGAUCAGAUACAACUGUUGAAGGGCGGAAGUAUUGAGCUGCUCAUAUUGAGAUCUGUUAUCACUUUUGAUAAGGAGAAGAAGCACUUCCUGGAUCCUCUUGAUCCUGAAGAAAGUAGAGCAAUGAAGCUGGAGCAACUGAAAGAAGCCGAACAUGGCACUGGUUUAUUUGAAGACCACAUGAAGUUUAUAUGGUCACUGGUGUUUGACUUGAGGGCGGACGAGACAGUCCUCAUCCUUUUACUCAUCAUGGCUCUCUUCUCCUCGGAUAGGGAAAACCUCAAUGAGAGACUAUACAUCGCCACGCAGCAAGAGAGAUACUGUCAACUAUUGAAGAAGUAUCUAAACUCUCGUUACCCCAUUAGCGUGGCCCGCCAACUCUAUCCCAAACUCAUCCUCAAGUUGACAGAUGUCAGGAGUCUAAACGAGGAGCAUAACCACGUACUUCUUAAGUUGAAUCCACAAGGGAUACAGCCACUUAUGAAGGAGGUUCUCGAUCUUUGUAGGUGA